This is a messenger RNA of Wyeomyia smithii (pitcher-plant mosquito), 1547 nucleotides long. RefSeq names its product histone PARylation factor 1-like (gene Hpf1). The coding region runs from base 163 to 1500 and encodes 445 amino acids. Gene Ontology annotation, molecular function: poly-ADP-D-ribose binding; histone binding. Gene Ontology annotation, cellular component: nucleus. The transcript is spliced from 3 exons. Gene Ontology annotation, biological process: DNA damage response; regulation of protein ADP-ribosylation. The record is from RefSeq and is a predicted model, not a curated record. Lineage: Eukaryota; Metazoa; Arthropoda; Insecta; Diptera; Culicidae.
UACGGAGAUAUAUAUCCGUACAGUGUCAUCAACAAUCGACAAUCGGCAUCAGAAGUUGUUUUGUUUUUACGCGCGUCGUUUUGCUAGCUGUAAAACAUCUAUUGCCUUCUUGUAAAUUCCUGAAUCACGAUAAAGAAUUGUCUAUUUCUCCUAAGUUUAGUCAUGGAUAAGCCAGAUUGUAAGUACGGUGCCUCGUGUUAUCAGAAGAAUCCAGUCCAUAAGGAAAAAUAUCGCCACCCGGUGGUCGAAAAAGAUGAAUCGAAAAACCAAAACUCACCGCAAAAGAUAGCGGAUGAUACAUCCGAAUCAUCUUCGAAACGACGAUCCCAUUCACCUAAUCCUUCCGAAGACCUUCUGGAGGAGGUCAAAAAAUGCAAGCGUCCACCAACUCCGGAAAAGGAUCACAACAACAGGGAGGAAAGCGAUCAGAGCCACGAGUACUAUGGUAUGACACGACAGCGGUACACCCUUCCGGAAGUGCCUAUGGAUGUUGGGCUGAUGAGUGAUAUCUACGACCCUCAAAUUGAGUUCUCGAAGAAGGCUGAAUACCAGGAACUUUGCGCAGAUCCCAAGCAAUUCAUCAAACACAAAUUUCUCGUCGAUAUGCCGCACUGUUUCGAUUCCUUAUGGAAGUUUUGCGAAUCUAAAAGCUCGGAUAAACCGGGCGAAGUUUUCGACAAGCUCGGACUACGGCUGGUAGGGGCAUUCGACGUUCUAGCUAAGAAAUUCAACGAUGCAAAAAUGCAUGAGCCGGGAGACUAUCUUCGGCACUGGAGGUUCUACUAUGAUCCACCAGAGUUCCAAACCAUUUUGGUAAAGAAAGGAACGGGUCUCCAUUACGGUUACUGGAGGGACAGUCCAAGUGAUACUGCCGGUCUGGUUGCAGUUAACGAUGUAAAUAAGGGUUGUGAAUUCAAGCUCAUUGGGGAAAAUGCGUUUGAUGCUGUGAUCCACUUUUUGGAUCACGAAGUAACAACAACUCCUUUUAACAAAGCGCAAACUGCAACCAUGAGGAAGUCGCUCGAAGAAUGGGCGAAAGAACAUAACAUUAAACUGAAAGGACAGGAUCAGUUACGUGCUCGCAACAAAGCGGUCGUUUGCAAAACGUUCCACAAAGCCGGUAUUGUUGUGCCGUUUGAUCGUAAGAAAGAGUUGGGUUACCGGGAGCUGCUGGAGAGCGACGCUAACCUGAAGAAAAUAUUGUCGAAGUUUGAUGGCAUUGAUAAAGCCACUAACAAGGCAGGCUUUGACACGGCGAUGGCUGAAUUGCAGCCGAUCGUAACGGGGGCUUUCAUUGCCGUAGACGAGUGCGACUUUGGGACGGCACUGGAGCUAGCGGUGGAUUUAUUCUGUAGCGGGGCACCGUGUUUGCAUGAUGUGAUGAAGCCACUCUUUGUGACAGCAUAUUCGAUGCUGAAAAGGCCUCAGUACAUUGCGAUCAUGAAGUCUCAUCUGGAUAACCGUCGAAAAGGAAUCGAACUGGAUCUAUUGCAUAAAUAAAAUAUUUCGUCAGUAUUAUUUAUGAGAAAUAAAUUCUUGAGUAAAAA